UCAGUAUUCUGAUGACUAGAUCUUGGUAAGUCAGACAGUUCAGACUGCAUACUGUAUGUUCAGAAAAGACAACUUAUGAUGUGGUCAUGUUGUGAUAAAUGCUGAUCAACAUUAUUUUACAUUCUAAGGUGUGUGAUAAUAUUUAUUUUAUGUGGUGUGUCUGUACAGAGAGACCUGUGGCUGUUCUGACCCUCCAACCCAACUGGCCUCAGAUAUUCAGUGGAGAGACUGUCACUCUCAGAUGUAACAUACAGGGAGGAGAAGAGAUUGAGUAUGCUUUUUAUAGCAGUGGGAAGUUGGUCUACACGAAUACAGAGCCUGAGUACAGAAUCAGUCCUGCAAAGAAUGGUCUAUAUACCUGUGAAUGUCUUCAGAAAAUCAAUGGCUUAAAACACUCAGAGACAAGUAAUGCUAUACAAUUGACCGUGUUAGGUAAGUCUGUUUUUAUGGGAUUGCAAGAGAAAGAGACAGAAUAUUGUGUCAUCUCCUUUAUAACAGAUAAACCCCAAGCUGUCCUGAGUGUCUCUCCUCAGUGGCUGAACCCUGGAGACUCAGUUAUUCUGAGCUGUGGGGUUAAAGAGUCAUCUACAGGCUGGAGGUUCUUCUGGUACCGAACUGUUCCCUACACAGCUGGGUUACCCUCCCUAUUGGACAGGUCCUACUCUGUAGAGCCUCUAUCUGGCUAUGGGACUACUGAAGACUCCUACACUCUGAUCCCUGCUGGUCCUAAUCACACAGGAGGAUAUGUGUGUAGAGCUGGGAGAGGAGACCCAGUCUAUGACACACUCUACAGUGAACCUCAGUUUCUCUGGUCAGGAGACCUGCAUCCUUCAGUGUCUCUCAGAAUAAGACCCAACAGAACUCAACACUUUACAUCAAAGUCUCUCUCACUGAGCUGUGAGGAGAAGGGGAACUCUACUGGAUGGAGACUGAAGAGAUACAGAGAGAGAGGAGUGGAGUCAAGGUGUGGCUCUAACUGGGGAUCAAUAGCAGGGUCCACAUGUACCAUCAGGUCCACACUUGAAAAGGACAGUGGAGUGUACUGGUGUGAGUCUGCAUCAGGAGAGUACAGUAAUGCUGUCAACAUCACAGUGGCUGCUGGUGCUGUGAUCCUGGAAAACCCUGCCUAUCCCAUGACUGAGGGAGACUCUUUGACUCUGCUCUGUACAAAUAGAUAUCAGGAAACAAACCCAAACCCCAAGGUUGAUUUCUACAAAGAUGGAGAACUCAUCAGGAAUGAGACCACAGGAGAGAUGACCAUCCCUGCAGUAUCCAAGUCAGAUGAAGGCUUCUAUAAGUGUAAAUCUAAUGAAGGAGAAUCACCAGAGAGCUGGGUGACUAUGAGAGUCCCUCCAGGUUCUAUUGUCUCCAUGUGUCUGCUGUCCAGGCUGCUCUGUGGUCUACUGGUGUUGUCUCCCUUUCUACUGGUGUCUAUCAUUCUGAUGGUGAAAUGCUGCAGGGCUCAAGGCAUGUGUUCAACAACCAAAUCUCCUCAAGAUGAGUUACGAUCUGAUGAUAUCAUCGAACAGACCGAAUCAUCCAGAAAGUCACUUGUCUGUGGGGACAGAAUGGAGAGCACCUUGCUCUGUUUGCUACUAGUGCUGAGUACACACAUCUACUCUGGACACUCUGAAGAUGAUGAUGGACAGGCAAAGGCUGAUCUGACCAUACACCCCAAAUCCUCACAGAUAUUCAGUGGAGAGUCUGUUACUCUCAGAUGUAACAUAAAGAGAGGAGAAGUCACUGACUGGGAAUACACAUGGCACAAGGAUGGUGUAGACUUACUCAGUAAGAAGCAUGAAUAUGAGAUCAGUGAGGUUAAGAUGUCAGACAGUGGUGACUACUGGUGUCUCGGUACACAUAUUGAUCAGAAGAAGGAUUCUAAGUGGAGUAAUCGAGUCAGACUGACGGUGACAGCUCUGCCUACAGCCUCAGUUAAGAUAGUCACUACCCAGGAACCACUGUACUCCGGAGACACAGUCAAGCUGCAGUGUGACAUAUCAGACUACACAGACUGGACGUACCACUGGUUAAUAAAUAAAGAACGGCUUUCCAGUCACACCAGUAAAACCACCACCAUCUUUCUCUCUGACCAGGCUGGUCAGUACCAGUGUGAGGGGAGAAGGACAAGACGGCCCCAGAAGUCAUAUCUCAGCUCAUCUCUCCACAUCAGCGUCACUGCUCUGCCUGAAACUACACUGACCGUAAAUCCAAACCCUGCAUACACUGGAGAGACAGUAACUCUGAUGUGCUCAGUGGGGUCUGACAGUGACUGGAGCUAUACAUGGUACAAAGACAACACUAAGAAAGUAGUGACCUUGUCUGGCAGACACACUACAACAGGAGCCACCUUCACCAUCAGUAGAGCUGCUGAGUCUGACCAGGGUCUCUACUGGUGUCAGGGAGAGAUCCAGUCCAGAUCCAUAUCAUCAAUCAUCAGUGAUCCUGUCACUAUCACUGUGAAAGCCCUGCCCAAAGCUAUACUGACCAUAAAUCCAAACCCUGUGUACACUGGAGAGACAGUAACUCUGACGUGUUCAGUGGGGUAUGACAAUGCCUGGAGCUAUACAUGGUACAAAGACAACACUAAGAAAGUAGUGCCCCAGUCUGACAGACACACUACAACAGGAGCCACCUUCACCAUCAGUAGACCUGCUGUGUCUGACCAGAGCCUCUACUGGUGUCAGGGAGAGAUCCAGUCCAGAUCCAUAUCAUCAAUCAUCAGUGAUCCUGUCAAUAUCACUGUGAUUGAGAGACCUGUGGCUGUUCUGACCCUCCAACCCAACUGGCCUCAGAUAUUCAGUGGAGAGACUGUCACACUCAGAUGUGACAUACAGGGAGGAAAACGGAUUGAGUAUGCUUUUUAUAACAGUGGGAAGUCGUUCUACUCGAAAACAGAGCCUGAGUACAGAAUCAGUCCUGCAAAGAAUGGUCUAUAUACCUGUGAAGGUCUUCAGAAAAUCAAUGGCUUAAAACACUCCGAGACAAGUAAUGCUAUACAAUUGACCGUGUUAGAUAAACCCCAAGCUGUCCUGAGUGUCUCUCCUCAGUGGCUGAACCCUGGAGACUCAGUUACUCUGAGCUGUGGGGUUAAAGAGUCAUCUAUAGGCUGGAGGUUCUUCUGGUACCGAACUGUUCCCUACAGAGCUGGGUUACCCUCCCUAUUGGACAAGUCCUACUCUGUAGAGCCUCUAUCUGGCAAUGGGACUACUGAAGACUCCUACACUCUGAUCCCUGCUGGUCCUAAUCACACAGGAGGAUAUGUGUGUAGAGCUGGGAGAGGAGACCCAGUCUAUGACACACUCUACAGUGAACCUCAGUUUCUCUGGUCAGGAGACCUGCAUCCUUCAGUGUCUCUCAGAAUAAGACCCAACAGAACUCAACACUUUACAUCAAAGUCUCUCUCACUAAGCUGUGAGGAGAAGGGGAACUCUACUGGAUGGAGACUGAAGAGAUACAGAGAGAGAGGAGUGGAGUCAUGGUGUGGCUCUUACUGGGGAUCAAUAGCAGGGUCCACAUGUACCAUCAGGUUCACACUUGAAAAGGACAGUGGAGUGUACUGGUGUGAGUCUGGAUCAGGAGAGUACAGUAAUGCUGUCAAUAUCACAGUGGAUGCUGGUGCUGUGAUCCUGGAGAGCCCUGCCUAUCCCAUGACUGAGGGAGACUCUGUGACUCUGCGCUGUACAAAUAGAUAUCAGGAAACAAACCCAAUCCCCAAGGUUGAUUUCUACAAAGAUGGAGUACUCAUCAGGAAUGAGACCACAGGAGAGAUGACCAUCCCUGCAGUAUCCAAGUCAGAUGAAGGCUUCUAUAAGUGUAAAUCUACUGAAGGAGAAUCACCAGAGAGCUGGGUGACAGUGAGAGGCGUAACUCCUGGACCCUCUACAUCAGUCCUAGUAGUAGUGGUUGUGGGCCUGGUUGUUGCUGGUGUUCUAAUGGCCAUUCUCCUGGUACUGCUGUGUCGAUAUAAAAACGCCAAAGGUUCCUGUUGUAACAGGAUAUUCUCGCCCCCCCAGCCACACAGCACCAACCUGGACCCCAAACAGGACCAAGGAUCUACCCAGAGCCAGGCUCCUGAUGCUGGGUAUACACGUCCGCAGCAUGAUGCUGCUGCUGCUACUGCUGGACCAAGUGAUGUGAUGUACGCCCAGAUUCAACUCAAAAAGUUCGACAAGAAAAAGAAAAAAAAGCCAGCUGUUCCAAAAGAAAAUCCAGUCUAUUCUGAGGUCAAGACAGGGAAGGCCACAGCAGCAACUGGACAUGCUGAGGUUGACCUUAAACAGAAGGCCAAAGCCAAGAAGAAGAAAGAAACAGAAACCCCACCUGAGGCAGAUUCGGUCUAUUCUCAAGUGAAGCCAGUCACAGCCCCAGGACCUUGAGGGGGGCAGGGAUGGAGGAAUGGAGGGAUGGA
Molecule: messenger RNA, 4411 nt
Organism: Coregonus clupeaformis (lake whitefish)
Lineage: Eukaryota; Metazoa; Chordata; Actinopteri; Salmoniformes; Salmonidae
Product: titin-like
Exons: 24
Coding region: 99-4379 (1426 amino acids)
Biological process (GO): cell surface receptor signaling pathway
Molecular function (GO): transmembrane signaling receptor activity
Source: RefSeq, a predicted model, not a curated record